Molecule: messenger RNA, 581 nt
Organism: Phalaenopsis equestris
Lineage: Eukaryota; Viridiplantae; Streptophyta; Magnoliopsida; Asparagales; Orchidaceae
Exons: 2
Coding region: 79-441 (120 amino acids)
Source: RefSeq, a predicted model, not a curated record
UCACCCCUCUUAUCAAUAUCCUUUUCCCUCUUCUUCUUCUUCUUCCUUCUCCUCCUUCCUCCUCUUCUUCCUCUCCAGAUGCUACCAAGAACAAGCAAUAUCUUUCACCUUGAUGAGGGGAGAGAAAGCAGCGAGCUUUACACCAUUAAUGGAGUCUCAGUGAGAGAAGCAAGGGAAGGCAAGCUUGUUGGCCUUAGAAUCCUCACACAACAGCACCAAGGUAGCAAAUCCAACGUCGUCAUCAUGUCAUCUGUGAAGCCUUGGAAGAAGAAACCGGAGGCUCAAAGUCGCCAUUUUUGCUCUGAAAAUUUCCUUCAGUCAUGCUUUCUGUGCAAGAAAAAACUCAGCCUCCAAAAGGAAGUCUACAUGUAUAGGGGUGAUCAAGGAUUUUGCAGUGCAGAGUGUCGCUGCAAACAAAUUUUGCAAGAUGAGAGAAGUUAGUUUUGGAUCCAAUCAACAAAAAGAGAGCUUUUCAAGGUUUCUUCUCAGCUGUUGCAGCAAUAUUGCAAUAAUAUAUAUGAUCUAUCUUUUGCAUUUCUACCCCGAAUUUAAUACAGCUCUUGCAUUAAGACUAAAAUUAA